AUGAAAUACCUAAUACAGCGGUUGUUGGAUUGGAAAGACAACAAUUGGAAGAUUGACAUGCCGGGCAAGGUUGUUGCCGACAUGAAAGGCAAUCAGUUCUUUGACGGAUCGGAGCUAUUAUCGCCCGUCAGUCAGCAAUUCAAUGUUCCGUUAGAUCAGAUAAAUUUUUUUGCUGCUCACAUGGCUGCCAUAUUUCUUGGUACAAUUUUUCGACUUCUUGUAAGUCCUAAAAUAUUUGGGGCCACAAUUAGGCAUUUAGUUGAACUCUCCAUUGGCAUAUACAUCAUAUACUUCUGCUAUGGAAAACAGAUAGUCCACAUUUUAAUUCCAAGUUUUGCUUCAUACAUCUUCAUGAAAAUUCUACCUUUUGGAAUCAUGGAAAAAGUAGUCCUACUGUUUAACAUGGGCUAUUUAGGAUAUUGCCACAUCACAAGAAUGAUAUACGACUAUGGUGGUUAUACGUUAGAUGUCACCGGGCCCUUAAUGAUAGUGGUGCAGAAAGUGACCAGCCUAGCUUACAAUAUUUAUGAUGGAAAUGUGUACAAUGUUAGGAUUACUGAAAAUAUGACUCGAGUUUCUUUAAAGAAUGUUCCGAGGUUGCAUGAAUACUACAGUUACAUCUUCUGCUUUCAUUCCAUUAUGUGUGGGCCGUUUUGCUUCUUCAAAGAGUAUUCUGAUUUCAUAGAUGGCAGCAUGGAGUUCUCAGAACAGUCAUUUUUAUACAAGAAUUGUUUGGUUGUCUUUGUUAGCUGCAUACAUAGAUACAAAUAUUAUUUUGCUUGGUCUUUGGGUGAAGCAAGCAAUAUAUCAGCUGGUCUGGGGUUCAAUGGUUACAAUGCUCAUGGUGAGGCCCGGUGGGAUCUCGUUGAUAAUGCUGUCAUCAGUAAGACUGAGCUGGCAACAGGCAUAAAACAGUUCAUAGAUAAUUGGAACAAGACGACGAAUUAUUGGCUGCGACACGUAGUUUACGAACGGACUCGAAGCGUGUUCGCCGUUUUCAUCUUCAGUGCCCUCUGGCAUGGUUUCUACCCUGGCUACUAUAUCACUUUCAUCAGCUGCGGUCUCUUUCUUAUCGUCUCCAAAAAGGUCAGGAAACUGCUCAGGCAUCAUUUUCAAAUUACAG
Helobdella robusta is the source of this 1123-nucleotide messenger RNA. RefSeq lists its product as hypothetical. Gene Ontology annotation, molecular function: acyltransferase activity. Lineage: Eukaryota; Metazoa; Annelida; Clitellata; Rhynchobdellida; Glossiphoniidae. The record is from RefSeq and is a predicted model, not a curated record. The transcript is spliced from 10 exons. The annotation marks the transcript as partial. Gene Ontology annotation, biological process: lipid modification. Gene Ontology annotation, cellular component: membrane.